AUGAACUCACCACUUCCUGAAGCUACAAUCAAAAACACUUUUGCAAAUCAAAUAGUAGCUUAUGAAUCUGGUGAUCUCCAUUUGGCAUCUAUUAUUACUGAUUUAGAUGCACUUCCUAAAGAAAUGAGACCUGAAAUCAUUUUUAAAGAAAUUGGUAAAACAAAGAUUGUGACUGAAAAGGCUCAGGAACAACCAGAGGGCAAAUCUGAAGCAGCUCAGACCACUGCUUCAAACAAGAAGGCUAAGUUAAAAAAACCUUCCCCUCAGUCUUCAUCUCAGGUUCCAAAAGGCAAGAAAAAGAAGGAAAGUGUCUCCCCCACUGAGCCAUAUACCUCAGAUUCUGGUAGGGCUCAGCCCAAGGACAAUAGUACCGAAGCAAACCCUUCUGGUUCUUCCCAACAAGAACUAGAAGAAUUAAGUCAAAGAACUUCUUUAGGAGGAGAUGGUGAAGGAAAUGAAAGUGUAUCAGCCCAACACACAUUAGAGUUUGAGUCUGCACAUGCACCCCCUGUAACUUCACAUAUCUUACACUCUCUUGAUGCACGAACUAAUGAUGUUUCUCAGGUGACACAAGCAGAAACUAAAGCUCCAAACUCUACAGCCAAUGACGAGGUUCUUGAUGAUAGCAUAAGGAUCACUGAGGCAACUUUUGUAUCUGCUGUUGCUGGCAAAGACGCUUCGGCUGAGCCAAUUAUUACUAUAACUUUUAACGAUGCAUCUGCUUCUGAACUAGUUGUUAAACCAGAAGAAGAUGAGCCAAUUCAGGGGAAUCUUGAUUCCCUUGUUGAUUUUGAGUUUGACGAGGAACUCUUGGAGGAGAAUCAGUCUUUUGAUUCUGAGCCAGCCUUCAACCUUGCAAACGCCCCUCCUCUCCCAAAAAUCCAAAAUCUUGAACAACCAUACCAACAACCACCAAUAUCACAUCAACACCCCUUCUUUCCACAAGGCUCAACACCUACUUAUACAACUUCACCAACCUUUCAACCAUCACUUCAAUUUCUUCAUCCUCAAAAUCACAAUGUACCAAAGCCCAUCAACUAUGAUGAACCCUCUAAGAAGGAGUUGGACUCUGCUACUGAAUCUGAGAGUCCAACUGAGAUGCAGAUUGAACAAGCUUUGUGUGGGCUUGGUAAUAUUCCCUUUGUAGAUCCUGCUUCUGCACAACCUCCUCCUCCUUUGAGUGUAGAAGCACAGUUAGAGAAACAAUAUGCCGAAGUCCAAAGCCUACUUCUCAAGGUUGAGGACUUAACCAAAUCCCUAACUGCCAACACUACGUCUAUUGCAGAUAUGAAAGGUGCUCAGAUGUUCAUUGCUACUGAGUUGAUCAAGGUAGCAGGAAAUGAAGGACUAGUGGGUGGGAAGCUAAAUGAACUGGUCCAUGUAAAUAAUAAGAUCAGUUUGGCCAUUAGGGAAGCCUUCAGACUGACCAAAAGAGAUGUGCAAGCUUCAGUUGUUGCGAACUUGACAUCUGGAAUUGAAUUGAUUAAACAAGAAGUUAUGGUAGUCGGGAAGGAAGUGAAUGAGUUGGUUAAGAAGCCCAUUGUUGAUGUGACAGUACUUGGGUCUUCUAUUGGUGGUGAUGUGUUUGAGAAACUGAAGUCUGAGCUAUCUCAGAAUCUAGUAGCUCAGAUUUCAGUCUCAGUGGCUGAGAAAGUUGAAGAGAAGAUCAAGGAAAUGGUUGCUGAACUGACCAAAGAUACGAAUGAAAAAAUGGACAAGGCCAUUAAUGAAGUUAAGAUCUCUUUAGAAGAAAUUUUGACUCUUCUCAAGAAAGAACAAGUUGUUGCUCCUUCUGUUCCCUCAUUCACUGAAGAUGAUCGCAAGCAGUUACAAGAAGUGGUAAAUAAAGAAGCACUGAACCUGAACUCGAAUUUCAGAUUAAGGUCUCAGUUUGCUCAGAUGUCAAAGGGCCUUGCAGAUUGUCUGAAACAACAAAGUUGGGAUCCUCUGAAGGGUAUGCAGAUGACCAUUGAAGAAUUUGCCAAAUUACCUUCAGAGGUCCCCAAGGGGGGAAGAGAUCCGGUGCCUAUUCGUUUGCUUGCCAGUACUCAAGAAUUCAUUCAAGCUACCAUGAAGCAAACUGAGCCUGAGCCUGCUAGGAAAGAUAAGGGCAAGGCCCCAGUUGUUGAUGAACCUAAAUCCAAAGGUUCAAAAGGUUCUGGACUUGUGGUUGGUGAGAAUGUUGAUGAAUAUGGUUAUCCCCUGCAUGAUACUGAAGCUGAUAGCAAAAAAUUAGAGGCUUUGCAAAAGCAAGUCUCUAAUCAAUACAUUAUGUGGAGGGAAAACAAGGAAAGAGAAAGGGCCCAACACUUGUCUAUGGGGUCCCUUGAUCAUAUCGAUGUUGCAGCUCUUGGUCUUACACUUGAAAGAUAUCAGAAGAUCAAAAAUGAUCCAACAGUGCAGAAAGCUAUGUUAGAAAUGGGUGACUAUGAAUAUGGGAUAAAAUACUCUCCAUUUAAACAAAAGCUGGACCAUCUCACUUUUAAGUUGUCUGUUGAAGACUUGGUAAAAAACAGGGAAAAAGAUAUGGCAAUUAAAAAGAAGGAAAUUAUGGCUGAAGUUCUGAAGGUGGAGAAACAAUUGGCAAGGCCACCCAUGAAACCCAAAGUAACUGGACCAAGAUCUGCAAGAAAAAGUGCUCGUGAUGCUGACCUAUCUACUUUCAAACCCAUGUCUGAAGAUACUGUUCAGAUCCAGAACAAACAUGAAAAUGAUCAGUAUGAACAUUAUAUGAAACAUAGGUCCAAUCCUGCCAAGAUUCUAGAUGUUGAUGUUGUUAAGGAGGAUGGACUGAGACUGUUUGAUUUGGUGGUGAAAAUAGAAGAAAGGGUAGCAUAA
Erigeron canadensis is the source of this 2838-nucleotide messenger RNA. RefSeq lists its product as uncharacterized. The coding region runs from base 1 to 2838 and encodes 945 amino acids. The record is from RefSeq and is a predicted model, not a curated record. NCBI's taxonomy places the organism in Eukaryota, Viridiplantae, Streptophyta, Magnoliopsida, Asterales, Asteraceae. The transcript is spliced from 5 exons.